This is a messenger RNA of Coregonus clupeaformis (lake whitefish), 409 nucleotides long. Its product is annotated as ATPase family AAA domain-containing protein 5-like. Bases 1 to 312 code for a protein of 103 amino acids. The record is from RefSeq and is a predicted model, not a curated record. Lineage: Eukaryota; Metazoa; Chordata; Actinopteri; Salmoniformes; Salmonidae. The transcript has 3 exons.
AUGGAGAAACUCACCCCUUCCUGUCGCCCCCCACACAGACAGGGUUUCAGGGUCAGUCAGACCACUUCCUGUGAUCCUAGCAUGGUCCAAAGGAGAUAUGACAUCAUCAGAACCGUCCUCUCAAGCAGAGCCUUCUGCACAUUGGGAAGCAAGCAGGCUGUUGCCGUGGACUACCUGCCUGUCCUCCGCACCAUCUGCCAAUCAGAGAGAACUCAGGAACAGGGCCAAGGCAGGUUUCCGCAUUACCUCAGCAGUACUCACCUGGGCCUCCCUAAGGCCACUGUGAGACUCCUUGCAGAUUAUUUCCCAUGACAAUGACCAUUGAAGUCAGCAAGACUACACAAACAGAUCUGAAACUACUAGGCAACAUGUCUGGCUCUCUACACUGCAUAACAGGGAGGUUAAUGCU